AUGUCAAAUAAAGUUGCAAGAAGGUUAGGAAAAUGCCUUUUCGUUAGCGGAAGACGAUUCGAAAGUCGACAAUCAAUCUUACAAUUGCGAAGCGUGCUCCGCGAGUCUUGUUGGCUUCAAACUGUGGUGUCUGUCUGUGAACACACCCGAAACCCUCACUGACACACCACUCUCUGCCACACUCGACCAAUCACAAUUUUCAAUGUUCAAAGCCGCCGAAAUUGUGAAUGCAGCAGCUGCCUGCGCUGAAGCAGAAUGCAUCGAACAGCUGAAAAAGACUGAUGUCGUGCCAUUACUGAUGAACUACCUACUUGGAGAAGAACAGAUUCUGGUUGCUGAUCCAACUGCAGUUGCGGCGAAACUUCGGAAAAUGGUUGUUGGAGGCGCCGGGAAAACUGUAGUUAUCAGUGAUUUUGACUAUACACUGUCUCGAUUCGCCAAUGAGCAAGGAGAACGUCUUUCGACCACCCAUGGAGUUUUUGAUGAUAAUGUAAUGCGGUUAAAGCCAGAAUUGGGACAAAAGUUUGUUGAUCUGAAAAACAAGUAUUAUCCGAUUGAGUUCUCGCCGAAUCUGACGAUGGAGGAAAAGAUUCCACAUAUGGAGAAAUGGUGGGGAACAAGUCAUUCAUUGAUUGUCAACGAAAAGUUCUCAAAGAACACAAUUGAAGACUUUGUUCGUCAAUCGAGAAUUGUUUUCAAAGAUGGAGCUGAAGAUUUUAUUGAAGCUCUCGAUGCACACAACAUUCCACUUGUCAUCUUCAGUGCAGGAAUCGGAAACAUCAUUGAGUAUUUCCUUCAGCAGAAGCUCGGCGCAAUUCCACGCAACACACAUUUCAUCUCCAACAUGAUUCUGUUCGAUGAGGAUGACAACGCUUGUGCAUUCUCCGAGCCGUUGAUCCACACUUUCUGCAAGAAUUCAUCAGUUAUUCAGAAGGAAACAUCGUUUUUCCAUGAUAUUGCUGGAAGAGUAAACGUAAUUCUGCUCGGUGACUCGAUGGGUGAUAUUCACAUGGACGUUGGAGUUGAAAGAGACGGGCCCACGUUGAAAGUUGGAUAUUACAAUGGAUCGCUUGACGACACCGCCGCUCUCCAGCACUAUGAGGAAGUCUACGACAUUGUCCUGAUUCAUGAUCCGACGUUGAAUGUGGCUCAAAAGAUUGUUGACAUCAUCAACUCAUCACAUUGAUUCUUCACUUCCUUAUUCUCUUCAAAUUUUCAUGUUUUAUCUGUCGUGUCUCGCUGGCGAGAUGGAUACUGACCACUUUUAUUCGCAUUGUUCUUACCCAAAUUCUAUUUGCAAUUAUUCUUGAAUGCUCGUUUUUUGAGCACCCACACCCGCCUCCUUUCACCGGUCAUUGCUUUGUUCUGCUUUUCCCAGUCUACAAAUUACCAUGCUCCCGAUUCAAAAGUCUGAUACUAAUCCCAGUUUGGCCUUUAAAAGGUCGUCUUCUACUCGCUAGUAUACAUGUAUAGAUGAAAAAUAAAAAGCUGAAAUA
Messenger RNA from Caenorhabditis elegans, 1496 nucleotides. It is a transcript of the gene F25B5.3, whose product is annotated as Transposase. Lineage: Eukaryota; Metazoa; Nematoda; Chromadorea; Rhabditida; Rhabditidae. The coding region runs from base 1 to 162 and encodes 53 amino acids. The record is from RefSeq and is marked reviewed. Gene Ontology annotation, cellular component: cytoplasm. The transcript is spliced from 5 exons. Gene Ontology annotation, molecular function: 5'-nucleotidase activity; magnesium ion binding.